UUUACUUCUUAUCAUAUACGACGAACAUUAGUUGAUAAAAUUUCUUUUUAGCUGAUUAAGACUACGCUAACCCCGUGUUAUCUUGAUGUGCGUCUCGUUUACUAACCUAGAUCAUAAAAUGAAAACAUGGCUGUUUUAUGCGAUGAUGAUGAUUUUGAAGGUGGUUUCACAUGGACAGCAGUGCGAAUGUCCGGCAUCUCAGUGCCCUGAUGCUUGGAUAACAUUCCGAGGUUCCUGUUACUAUAUCAGUGACAACAUCAGCUGCGACUGGACAGAAGCUAUUCAUCAUUGCCAACAACAUGGAGCAGAUUUAGUAAUGAUUGAAAGUAAAGAUGAAGAUCUUUUUAUCAGAAGUUUGCUGGAACGAAUGUAUAGAACUCCUUCACAGCACCCAGGUCAAGAGUUUUGGAUAGGUGCUAAUGACGAGAUGAUCGAGGGUUUAUGGGUGUGGUAACAAGGGAGAUAAGCCUGUUAAUUUCACAGGAUGGUAUCCCGGGCAACCAGGAAGCGAGGGUGACGAAGACUGUGCCGUGAUUGCAAGCAGGACUGACGUAUUUAACGGCUGGCACGACGCUCCGUGUGCUGGCCUCACACUACCCUAUAUGUGAGAUAAG
Molecule: messenger RNA, 614 nt
Organism: Ruditapes philippinarum (Manila clam)
Lineage: Eukaryota; Metazoa; Mollusca; Bivalvia; Venerida; Veneridae
Product: C-type lectin domain family 4 member E-like
Exons: 5
Coding region: 86-454 (122 amino acids)
Source: RefSeq, a predicted model, not a curated record